Aspergillus versicolor CBS 583.65 is the source of this 3084-nucleotide messenger RNA. RefSeq lists its product as uncharacterized. The record is from RefSeq and is a predicted model, not a curated record. Bases 159 to 3062 code for a protein of 967 amino acids. NCBI's taxonomy places the organism in Eukaryota, Fungi, Ascomycota, Eurotiomycetes, Eurotiales, Aspergillaceae. The transcript is spliced from 6 exons.
UGACAGCCAAAAUCCUGCUCUCGGUCUGUUGUUACACCGAGAAGAUCGUCAAGCAGAGUGGGUGGAUGGUUGAUCGUUGGAGAAGACAUCCCGACCCCAAUUAGGAAACCAGCCGACAUCGCCGCGGCGUUACCCCACGAUAGUUUAAAGCAUUUAAAAUGUACGCGGCUCAAUUCGCAAGCCAUACUCCCUCCACGGGGAGUAUCAGCAUUCACGACGGACCUGUAUAUGUCGAGGCCGAUGACUUCGAGGGAGUACACAUCGCAGUCCAUACUCUCGCCGAGGACUUUGCCCGAGUGACAGGGGAAACCCCACCCGAAGUUAUUUCCCGAUUUACCAAAGAGACUACUACAGAAACCGCCGUGAUUGUCGGGAGUUUGACUCGAUCGUCGGUGGUGCGCACGCUCGUCCAGGAGGGGAAGCUGGAUGUCUCUACCAUAGAUGGAAAAUGGGAGUGCUAUACAACUAAGAUUGUGGCCGACCCUAUCCCAGGUGUGAAAAGGGCCCUGGUUAUUGCUGGUAGUGAUAAGAGAGGGACGAUUUAUGGUGUAUAUACCCUCUCUGAACAAAUUGGGGUUUCUCCAUGGUAUUGGUGGGCGGACGCACCGGUUAAAAAGUCAAGCAGUAUCUAUGCACACGAUGUAUCAACCAAAGACGGUCCUCCUAGCGUCAAGUACAGAGGCAUUUUCAUCAACGACGAAGCCCCAGCCUUGUCGGGGUGGUUACACGAGAAGAUAGGCCCUCACUAUAACGUCGAGUUCUACAAGAAGGUCUUUGAACUUCUCUUGCGGCUCAAGGCAAACUUCCUCUGGCCAGCGAUGUGGUUUGGAUAUCCACACCCUGGAAGCAGCUUCUUCAUGGAUGAUGAAUUGAACCAAGAGACUGCAGAUAAGUUUGGAAUUGUGAUGUCCACGUCACAUCAUGAACCCAUGCAGCGGGCUAUGAACGAGUGGUUUGACAAGCCAUACUACGAAGGCGAGGGUACAUGGUCGUGGCUGGAAAACAAGGAUAAGAUCACUCGUUACUUUAACGAGGGCGCUGCACGGUCGAAAGGGCAUGAGAGUUACAUUACGAUGGGAAUGCGUGGCGCUGGUGAUAAUCCGAUGGAUGCUGAGGACCCGACUGCGGUCAUGAGGGAGGUUCUCUCAACUCAGCGUGAUGCCAUUAAUAAUGUUUAUGGAACGGAGGACGGAGUACCUCAGUUGAUGGCGCUGUACAAGGAGGUCCAGGAGCACUAUGAGAAUGGUCUCGAGAUCCCAGACGACAUCACCCUUCUGUUCGCGGAUGAUAAUUUCGGAACUGUCCGCAGGCUCCCCAGUGGUGAUGAGCCCAAGAGGAAGGGGAGGGCCGGGAUUUACUACCACCUCGAGUAUGUCGGCGUUCCCAGGAGCUACAAGUGGAUGAACAGCAAUUCCUGUGCAAAGGUAUGGCAGCAGCUCGAGCAUACGUACAAUCAAGGAGCAGACCAGAUCUGGGUUUUCAAUGUCGGUGAUAUCAAGGCCGUGGAGCUUCCGUUGACCUUUGCCAUGACAUUGGCGUGGAAUAUCAACACGCUGGAGAUGCACGAGCUGCAGUCAUUCUUCCACACCUUCUUUGACCGUAACCUGCACCUAGCAGAUACUGAAGCAAAGAGAUGCUCUGAGCUACUGCUGAAGUACGACCGCUUGGUUGCAUUGAGGAAGCACGAGCACAUCGAGGCAGACACAUUCUCACUGAUCAACUAUGGCGAGGCCGACAAUAUCCUUCACCAAUGGAAGGAAUUAUUAGACCAGGCAGAGGAAGUCCAGAAAUGGAUCCCAGAAUCCACAGCCCCAGCCUACUUCCAACUCGUCCUCCAUCCCAUCAAGGCCAGCUAUAUCUAUGUCGCCCUGCGGGUAACCCAAGCAAAGAACCAGCUAUACGGAGUCCAGCGCCGAAACACCGCAAACCCAUCACUCCAUAAAGUCCUCCACCUAUUCGAUGAAGAUUUCAACCUGAGCGAGGAAUACCACAGUCUCCUCGACGGUAAAUGGAACCAUAUCAUGCGCCAGCCGCACUACGGGUAUACCGAGACCUGGCACGCCCCAUCUCGAGACCUCAUCACCGGCCUAUCCUUCGUACAGGCGCGUCAAGAUUCGAAUCCGAUUGUCGGGUGGAUUGGUAUUGCAGUGGAAGGCCAUCCGGGUGUUCGGCCAGGUCUUACGAAUGAAGAGUCUGAUCGUACUCAUCCAAGUCGGCGGGAUCUUGUGCCUGGGGUUACUUUACCACCACUAGAGCCGUAUGGGCCAAAGACGCGUUCUUUCGAGAUAUACUGCCGUGGAAGCAGGGCUGUGGCCUGGAAGAUUACCUCCCCACAGGAAUGGCUUUCAAUCACUCCGGCUACUGGGACGAUUGAACCCAAAGGAGAUGACAAGCUUGUCAAGGUAUCUGUUGAUUGGGCUAGGGCUCCAGAUAACUUCGACGAUGAAGUACUCCUCGAUCUACGCUCUUCCUUGGGGGACUACGAGCUCAUCCACGUUCCUAUCAAGAAGAGGGUCCCGAGGACAGACUCCAAGGGCUUUGUAGAAGCAGACGCGCAUGUCUCGAUCAACGCAACCUCGUUCCAAAACCAGCCACUGUCCAGCUACCGGAUCUUGCCCUUCAUCGGGCGUGCAUCUACUGGCGCUGUUUCCCUGACUGCAUCCGCCUCUCCCUCGCAUUCAGAAUACUUGGAAUACCCAUUCAUCACGUUCACGCCAAACGCAGCAGCCACCGCUCGCCUAGACUUUACCUUCACGCUGGAUACAAACGCAGACAGCCCUAUUACGUAUGAUAUCCAGCUCGAUGACAAGACCCCGACUACACACCGUCUGGUAUCACCACCUUCAACGCCUGGGGGGUUACCAGAGGGGUGGCGCGAGUCUGUUAUGGAUAACGUGUGGAAGCGGGAGCAUCUGCUUGACCUUGGGACUCCGGGGGCGCAUACGCUGAAGAUCCGACUUGGGGCUCAGAAUUGUGUCUUGGAGAAGAUUGUUGUUGAUCUUGGAGGUGUGCGUGAGAGUUAUCUAGGACCGCCUGAGAGUGUAUUCUGGAGUGAAGUAUGACAAUAACGAACUAUCACUCAAC